Messenger RNA from Corylus avellana, 699 nucleotides. Lineage: Eukaryota; Viridiplantae; Streptophyta; Magnoliopsida; Fagales; Betulaceae. The record is from RefSeq and is a predicted model, not a curated record.
UAGUCAAAUAAUUGCUCAAUAUUACCAGUUUAUACGGUUGGGCUUUGAGGGUUACAAAAACAUCAUGGAAAGCUGGACUGAGAAUGCCAGAACGCUGAAAGAAGGAAUAGAGAAAACAGGGCGAUUUGACAUUGUCUCCAAGGAUGUUGGAGUGCCCCUGGUAGCCUUCUCCCUGAAAGACAGCAGCAAAUACACAGUGUUUCAGAUAUCAGAGAAUUUGAGAAGGUUCGGGUGGAUCGUCCCAGCUUACACAAUGCCGCCCAAUGCCGAACGCAUCGCCGUCCUUCGGGUAGUUAUUCGAGAGGAUUUCAGUCGGACCCUGGCUGAGAGACUUGUUACAGACAUAGACAGAGUUUUGAAGGAGAUGGAUGAAUUCGCCUCCAGCCAUGUCUCCACCAAAGCUGCUCAUGUCACAGCUACUGUUGAUGAGACACAAGACGGCAGAAAGAAUGUUGAAAAGAGUGUAAGAGAGACCGAGGAGGAGGUAAUUAACACCUGGAGGCGAUUUGUGCGGAGCAGGAAGAGUGGAGCUUGUUAGUCCUCAGAUUUGUGUCUUAUAUAUGCAUGCUACCUUGUAAAAUUUAUCUUUGCUUUCUCCCUGGCUAGGGACUGGAUACAGACAUAAUAUAUAUGUUAUUUAUUAUUUAUUGCUGUGUGGAUUUGUUGAUGACUCUUAUAAUAAAUGGUUAUUUCAUCAAA